AUGGUCCGCACCUGCCUCAUCACAGGUGCCUAUUGCACUCAUAUCCUGGAUUUCGGCCAACGUCGCAUGGGGAAACUCACCAAUGAAUGCAAGCGGGAGCUGUGGGGGCAGUUUCUCAAUGUGAAUAAGCUUGGUCUCAAAUUUGAUGGGUCAAUCAGCGCAAACGGGUCUUCCGUUACCAUCCACUUCAAGAAGCCAGGGCUCAAGUAUGGGCAUCGGGCCUGCAAGCGCAGCAAGGCCAAAAUGCGGGAAGAAGUCAAGCAGCUGUAUUUUGAGCACCACAUUGCCGAACUGAGGGAGGCUCCAAACAUCCAUCCUCACAAUGCACCACCCCGUAUCAGAUACACAUCCAAUCAACGGGCGUUUGAGACAAAGUCUUGCAUCACUGAGAUGGAAUCCCAUAUCCCAUUGCACAAGAGCAUGAACAUCGAGGCGUUCUCAGAGUUCAUCGUGGAUUACGAACAUGCGGAUCCCGCCCUGGAUGAGUUUUACCAGGAUGGGAUUCAUGUGGCUCGCAGAUUUAAGGCGUUCUCACUGUGGCAAAAGUCUGAGAGCAAGCUCAUCAAGAACAUGCGACGCCUGUAUGGAAAGCAUUUUGCCGUCAUCUUGGGUGAUUGGAGCGAUGCUGGAAAGACCAUGCGCUUCCAGGAGUCAUCAAAGACCAAAGGAUUCCGCACACUCUUUGCAAGAAACAACAUUCCGUGUUACUUGCUAGACGAGUAUCGAACGUCCUCCGUGUGCCCAGACUGCCACGGCCGUGUCAAGAAAAACAUCCGAUGCCGGCUGUCAUCUCAGCCGUGGCUUGGUGGGUUGAAUGGGAAGAAAGGGAAGAAUGGAAUUUGUCCAUGGAUUGACUGGACGCCAUUUGAGAUUCCUGGAAGACAACCACUACGACUACGGAUGAAAGUGCACAAUUGGGACGUCCUAAGCACCAAGAAUUUCCUCUCGAUUGGAGUUAAGAGCAAAGAUGAAGUGGAACGUGCCGCGUUGCCUGUACAUGUAGGCGUUGCUGGGGCCUGA
Fimicolochytrium jonesii is the source of this 1020-nucleotide messenger RNA. RefSeq lists its product as uncharacterized. Lineage: Eukaryota; Fungi; Chytridiomycota; Chytridiomycetes; Spizellomycetales; Powellomycetaceae. The record is from RefSeq and is a predicted model, not a curated record. The coding region runs from base 1 to 1020 and encodes 339 amino acids. The transcript is spliced from 9 exons.